AUUAGAAGAGAAAAAUAGAUGUGACAAUCUUCUGUAACCACCCCGAUCCCCAAAAAAAAAACAGAGAGAGCCAUCGAUACUCACGCCAAAGAAGAUAGAAGAAGAACCAUGGGUGUCGUGAAGUCAGCCAUUGGGGAUAUGCUGAUGACCUUCUCCUGGGUCGUCCUCUCCGCGACCUUCGGUUUACAGACGACGGAGAUCAUCUCCGCCGCGGGGUUUCAGGGAAUCGCUUGGGCGCCGCUGGCGAUCACCACGUCUCUUAUUUUCGUCUACGUGUCCUUGUUCACCGUCGUGUUCGGUUCCGCUAGCUUCAACCCUACCGGAAACGCUGCGUUUUACGCCGCCGGGAUCCCCGGAGAUACCCUCUUCACCUUGGCCGUCAGAAUGCCUGCUCAGGCAGCUGGUGCUGCAGGAGGUGCAUUGGCCAUCAUGGAGUUCAUACCAGAGAAGUACAAGCAUAUGAUUUCUGGACCUUCCCUUCUAGUUGAUGUGCACACUGGUGCUAUUGCAGAGACCAUCUUGAGUUUCGGUAUUACCUUAGCGGUUUUGCUUAUUAUCGUCAAGGGUCCUCGGAGAUUACUUGCCAAGACCUUCUUGCUUUCUCUUGCAACCAUUUGCUUCGUUGUUGCUGGCGCUAAGUACACCGGACCAGCUAUGAAUCCUGCCAUUGCGUUUGGGUGGGCGUACAUGACCAGCUCUCACAAAACGUGGGACCAUUUCUACGUGUACUGGAUCAGUUCUUUUGUUGGAGCUUUGUCUGCUGCGUUGGUCUUCCGUACUAUCUUCCCUCCACAUCGACCUCGACCUCGACCUCAGAAGAUGAAACAAAAGAAAGAGAAGAAACCGAAGAAAGAUAAGAAACAGAAGAAAGCCUGAGGAGUAAACCAAUCGACACAACACCGGUUCAAUUCUUUACCGGUUUUGGGAUUUAGAAAGAUUCAAAAUGUUUUUUUUAUAAUUCCAAAAUUAAGGAGAAACCAACAAAAGGUUCUCCUUAUCAUUGUUUAGAUUCAAGCUUUUAUUUAUCAAAUUGAUUCAACUGUU
Molecule: messenger RNA, 1044 nt
Organism: Raphanus sativus (radish)
Lineage: Eukaryota; Viridiplantae; Streptophyta; Magnoliopsida; Brassicales; Brassicaceae
Product: aquaporin SIP1-1
Exons: 3
Coding region: 109-876 (255 amino acids)
Biological process (GO): transmembrane transport
Cellular component (GO): membrane
Molecular function (GO): water channel activity
Source: RefSeq, a predicted model, not a curated record